AUGAACGUAGUAGGGGGUGAAAUUAUAGGAGGGUUCCCAAUUUCAGAAUUCGGGGAUAGGUUGCGUGGUUGGGAGAUCCACGAUGCUCGGAAAAACAUCACUUACCGUAAUCCGUCCUCCCAUCCUCCCCUCAUCCUUCCAUCCUCCCCUCAUCCUUCCAUCAUCCCCUCAUCCUUCCAUCCUCCCCUCAUCCUUCUCUCAUCCUUCUCUCAUCCUCCCCUCAUCCUCCCCUCAUCCUCCCUCCCACCCUCCCCUCAUCCUCCCUCCCACCCUCCCCUCAUCCUCCCUCCCACCCUCCCCUCAUCCUCCCUCCCACCCUCCCCUCAUCCUCCUCCUCUCAUCCUCCCCCAAUCCCCUUCCAAAUAA
Messenger RNA from Closterium sp. Naga37s-1, 366 nucleotides. Lineage: Eukaryota; Viridiplantae; Streptophyta; Zygnematophyceae; Desmidiales; Closteriaceae. The record is from the annotation of a GenBank genome assembly.